AUGCCAAUGGAAAAUGAUGUACUUGAAUCUGCAUUUACAAAAACUUAUGAAGUUGAGGCAAAUGAUGAUGAUUUUCAACCAAAACAAAUUUCAGAAGAUAUGCCUAAUGUAGAAUAUAUCUAUGAAAAAUUAGAUUCAUUAAUUUCUAAAUUCAUGCUUGAGAAUUUGUAUGGAGUAAAUCCCUUUCUUGCUGAACUUGAAGAAAAUCUUGAUUCAAAGUAUUAUAAGCUUCUUGGAGAUCUUGGAACCUAUUUUCAAUUUGGGUCAAAAAAGUUGAAAGUUCCAUUA
This is a messenger RNA of Funneliformis geosporum, 288 nucleotides long. The record is from the annotation of a GenBank genome assembly. NCBI's taxonomy places the organism in Eukaryota, Fungi, Glomeromycota, Glomeromycetes, Glomerales, Glomeraceae.